Messenger RNA from Plectropomus leopardus (leopard coralgrouper), 3923 nucleotides. Its product is annotated as synaptosomal-associated protein 23-like. Gene Ontology annotation, cellular component: SNARE complex; plasma membrane. The record is from RefSeq and is a predicted model, not a curated record. NCBI's taxonomy places the organism in Eukaryota, Metazoa, Chordata, Actinopteri, Perciformes, Serranidae. Gene Ontology annotation, molecular function: SNAP receptor activity; syntaxin binding. Gene Ontology annotation, biological process: exocytosis; synaptic vesicle priming; synaptic vesicle fusion to presynaptic active zone membrane.
CACUUGAACGCACCAGUCGACACUCUCCGAGCGGUCAGACGAGGAAACCACUGAAGGAAUCCAGAAGUUAACCGGAGCCAAGUUCACAUACCGUCAACAAGGAGGAGUACCGAGCUCGUCUUUUAACACAAGAAGAGUUAAUUGCCGCGGAAAAUCGAGCUUGGUGCCACGGGGGGAGCCUCCAAACAGGAAAGCAGCAACAUGGAAGACAUGACUGUGGAACAGAUCACCAUGAGGGCCAACCAAGUGACGGACGAGUCACUGGAAAGCACACGGAGGAUGCUGCGGAUGGCAGAGGAGAGCAAACAGACCGGCGUCAACACCAUGGUGAUGUUGGACCAGCAAGGAGAUCAGCUGAGGCGUGUGGAGGAAGGCAUGGACCAGAUCAACCAGGACAUGAAACAGGCUGAGAAAAACCUGACUGACCUCUCCAAGUGCUGCGGCCUCUGUGUAUGCCCCUGUGACAGGGUGACGUCUAUUGAGCAUGACUCACGAUACAAGCGUACCUGGGGUAUUAAAGGUGAAGGCGAAGUCGACGCCAAUGGCUCAAAAGUUGUCUCAAGGCAGCCCUCAGGUGUUCGCAAUGGCCAGGCUGGCCAGGUGAACGCCUCGGCGCCGUCAGGCCCGUACAUCAAGAGGAUAACCAACGAUGCACGAGAGGAUGAAAUGGAGGAGAAUCUGGAUGCAGUGGGCAGCAUCAUUGGCAACCUGAAAACUAUGGCUCAGGACAUGGGCAACGAGAUAGACAAGCAGAACAAACAUAUCGACCACAUCACUGAGAAGGCGGAAAUGAACAGACAUCGUAUUGAUGAAGCAAACCAGAGAGCCAACAAGCUCAUCAACUAGACAAGGAAUCCUCUUUCUGUCACUUACAUCCAUAAACCUUGAGCCUCUGUCACCACACUCAUACACACAAUGCAUGUAUUGUGCACACAUGCACAAACACACAAUCUUUGACAUAAAAAAUGAAAUUCGGCCAGAAAGAAUAUCUCUGCCAGCUGCGCGCUGGCCCCAUACUGCACUCUGAUGUGUAUAUAACAAACAUUUCUACAUUUAAUAAAUUGGACACCACCAAUAUUACUCUUUGACACGUUUUCAUAGUCAUGCUGGACUUUGAGAAGCAGGAGGGCAUCAGACACUGCACCAAAGAUGAAGUGACUGACUGCCUAUCGCUGCUGUUCGAUACCAAAUAUGCACCAGGCCUGUUGUAUCAUAUCAUAUUAUAUUCACAGGAAGGGAAGUCAGGUCAGUUGCUUUUCUUUCUUUAUUUUUGCUCUGUUUGCCUUUCUCUUAAAGUCAGGGACUAUCAAGUGUCUCACUGUCUGUGUGCAACUGGUUUGUAUGAAUGACGUCACAGGUGCUCAUUGGCUGUCUUUUGGUGAUAUUCAGCACGGCAUUAAUUAAUGUGUCACCCUUCUGUUGGUCAUUUCUUGAUACUGUUACAUCUAGUUUAAUCAUAAACAUCAACUUUGAAACAAAUUCAUCUUCCUCAAAUUCCUACUGGUUCACUGUGUAAUUAAGUUUAUUAUAUCGUGUAUUGUUUUGAGAUAAAAUUGCUAUUUAAUAAUUCUUUAUCAAGCAGAAAUGACUUGCGAAAAAAGUUUUGUAUUACUUUGUUCUCAUCUCAUUUAUGCCAUUUCAGAUGAAAAAGCUAUUUAAAAAAAUAUUAAAGAUGCUUUGGAGUGAGUCAUGGUGAAUUCUGUCAUGCUGUAAUUCAAAGCACCUACCCCUGAGUCAGAGCAACUUAAUGUUUUAAACUUCCUGGCUGAUGACAAGUCAAGGUUGUAACUAUUUGCAAGCAAAUCGUGAGGCGCUGAGCUGGUGUAAGAAUUUAAUAUAUACUAGUAAUCACUUGUCCUUCCAAAUGUGAAGGAGAGUCAGUAGGUAUCGUGAGGAAUGGGCAUCAUUAACUUCUCCAAAGCAGCUAGUUUAUUUUAUAAUAACACUGCAUAUGUGAAGCAUAACGGUGGUUGAAUAACUUUAGAUUGCCAUCAGUAGAUUAACUGCUGUACUUCAUAUUUAGUGUUUCUGGCUGGUUUUCACUUUUGCCACAGUGUUGAUGUAAAUACUGAAACAUAUUGUAGCUGUGUAUUAAUUGCCUGUAGUCAUUCUGUUAAUCUAAUUUCAUUCUUCUUUCUUCGUCACCUCCUGGUUAAUAGAGAUUUAUAGCACCCGAGAGGAGAUUUAACAGCCUAUGCAGGGUUCCUACACAACUGUGGUAAUGUGCGGAAAAUUAAUUUCCUCAAGUCUCAUAAUUGCACAGUCUGUAAAAGUAUGAAAACAAAUGUUCAGUUGGGAAACACACGGCUGUACAUUGUUUAAUCCGCUAUCAUUUCUUAUAUUGGCUCACUGGGCCAUGUUCAUUACGGCAUGUGCAGCAGUUUUGUCAUAAUGCAAACGACCUGGAAUGAUAAAAAUGAAAGAAAUUAGGGACCGUUCACUACUUAUGAGAGAAGAGGGGUUGCUGCAAAGAAUUUUGUAAGCAUUGUGAAGGGUGUUAUGUCUUUUUUUAAAUUUUGCUAAGGGGAUAGACACAGCUUUGAAUGGGUGUAUUUUGCAUUUAUUUUAAAUACUCUCAGAGCCCUAAAACCUGCAAAUGGGUUUGAAAUAAAGGCUGUAUACAGAGAUGGACAACAUGUCCCUACUUAGCUCUCUUGUGCAAAUUUUGCAAAUCAUUUAGAGCUAGAGUCUGAGCAGUAACAACCUCUGCUGUGGUGGAGUACCCACCCCAUACAUCUCUCUGACCAAUCAUGAAAUAGCGCCAUUGAUUGUGAGCACACAGACUGGCGCCCAUAGCCAGCAGUCAUAAUGCCAAAUCCCCUUUUUACAGCAAAUUUUACAGCGUCAAAUAAAAAUCAAACCAAACUUUGCAGAAAAACGAUCAUUUCAAGAUCAUCUGGAUGGGAUCUAUCAUGUCGUCCAUAUUUAUAUACAGUCUGUGCUAUGAAAGGCGUGUUUUCUUAAAAACUCCAAAAUUAGCCAAAAACUGUGGAGUAUGGUUAUAUAUGAUGGAGGGAGGGUCAUGCAUGUAUCAAUAACUCAGGGAGUCGUAAGGAAAAUUACUUGUAGCUCUGGGGAGGACUAUGAGAAAGAAAAUGAAGUAACAUCCCAGCCACCCCCCUCUUUCAUAAAUAAAGUACAGUCCCUUAGUCUGACAAAAAAUACAUAGAAAUGAGAGAAUGUGCAGGAACCCUAUCACUGCCUUAAAGAUGAUCCAUGGUUGUGUUGUAACAGCCAUUGUAUCACAAACGGCUCCUCUUGAGUCUGUUCUGUAAAUAGCCAGUUUUCACAGCAGCAGAAUCAUAAUAUCUGACGAUGGAAAGCAUAAUUUGUUUUGUCGAAGCUGUAGCCAGGCUGAGAAAUUACUGCUGGCAGCAAGAUGCAGAAGUAUACAUGUAAAUGAAUGAUGUUUUAAGGAGUAAACGCAGAAGCGGGCUGAGUCCUGGCGGGCUUUGUUUAGGCCUCGCUGUGCAGAAUUGGCUAAUGAUAAAGUAGUACAGUACGCUGAAAAUAUCUCGUGUGCAUCUUCUGGCUUAUUUGUUUUGAAGAAAAGUGAUAAUUUGUAUGCUCUGCUGCAGGCGUACACCUAUUGAGUUUGUAAAGAUUGAAAUGAACUGUUAUUCAGGGCUUUGUGUUGCUAUAAGUGAUCAUCCUGGGCCUGUUACUUGUCAGUUGAGAUCUAAUUAGUGUAGCCUGAGGCUGACUCGCUGUCUGGAGGCUGUUUAUUCAUUGUUUUACCAACAGCCACUGGAAUGUAAUUCUAGCGGUUUUGUCGAUUUUUGAAUAUGUUCAUAAGCAGCUCAUCCUAUCUGAAAUUAGCUCGGUUAACAGAUUACUGUUCAACAGAGUUAGAAAAAAAGCCUUUUGUUUCACACUUGCCUCUGUUAAAUUGUUUGUAUUCAAUAAAUCUAUUCUGAAAUUUA